Molecule: messenger RNA, 748 nt
Organism: Onychomys torridus (southern grasshopper mouse)
Lineage: Eukaryota; Metazoa; Chordata; Mammalia; Rodentia; Cricetidae
Gene: Sf3b6
Product: splicing factor 3b subunit 6
Exons: 4
Coding region: 256-633 (125 amino acids)
Cellular component (GO): ribonucleoprotein complex; nucleus; cytoplasm
Molecular function (GO): mRNA binding
Source: RefSeq, a predicted model, not a curated record
UCCGGAAGUGUCUUGGAGCUCGCCUGUGCGCCUUCCGGUCUGAGAACGCUGUCCGGGUAGUUGGGUCUGGAGCCACUUUUCGAGGACGUCAACAGGUCCUCGUUUGAGACGCGGGCUUUCCGGCAGUGCUGUAACGGCUCUCGGGUUCUGCCUGGCUGUUGACACCCUGUAUCUGACGCUGUGUCGCCCUCCCAGGCGACCGAGCUUUAGAGAUCUUCGGAGGAAUCCCACGGUCGCCUCCAGCAGCCCGCCAAGAUGGCGAUGCAAGCGGCCAAGAGGGCGAAUAUUCGCCUCCCACCUGAAGUAAAUCGGAUUUUGUAUAUAAGGAAUUUGCCAUACAAAAUCACAGCGGAAGAAAUGUAUGAUAUAUUUGGGAAAUAUGGGCCUAUUCGUCAAAUCAGAGUAGGGAAUACACCCGAGACCAGAGGAACAGCCUAUGUGGUCUACGAAGACAUCUUUGAUGCUAAGAAUGCAUGUGACCAUCUAUCUGGAUUCAACGUGUGUAACAGAUACCUCGUGGUGUUGUAUUAUAAUGCUAACCGGGCAUUCCAGAAGAUGGACACCAAGAAGAAGGAGGAGCAGCUGAAGCUUCUCAAGGAGAAGUACGGCAUCAACACAGAUCCCCCCAAAUGAGUUCUCGGACUUCACUCUGAAGACGUCCAUUUUCUUCUUAGGUAGCAUGGCUUGUUUAAAUUUUUCUAAGUGUUAGGAUAUAUUAUGUUAAUAAACCUGUAGCUUUUGUAAAACC